CGAAUAUCUGAUCAACGCCUUCUUAGCGGAGGCACGCUUGCGAUGUUCCUCUACUUGACGCAUUUGCUGUUUUUUCAACAAGCGUAUCAAUCUAGCGCUAGAAGAAUCGUUGAUCCCCGGGGCGAGCUAGAUGGAUUAAAGCCGCCGUCAAAUUCAAACGCAAUAUCUGCGUCCACUGUUACGAUUCCCUCAGGUCCUGCGGCACCGCUCUCCGCACCCAGUACCUUUCGUCGUCACUCAAAACGGCUAGUACCGACCGAGGCCGCGACCGAGGCUGCCGCUGAAGCUUCGGAAGGACCACCUACGUGUGCCAUCUGCCUUGAAGAGCUUACCCCGCGCCAACCCAUGGCCAAUCCACCCAAGGGAAAGAAGCUGUUCGGUAUCUCGAUACCGCUCUUCCGGUCGCGUUCCAGAAAACUACCUCCUGUGCAAGCUGUAUCCGGCUGGCCAUGUGCACAUGUUUUUCACCAAAGCUGCAAGGACGGAUGGACUAACCUUGGACACCAGGAAUGUCCAAGUUGCCGUAUGUUACCUGAUGGGUCAUUUGCCGGAUCACAUAGUCUACCGCCUCGAAUUCCAAAUAACAAUUCUGGUAUGCUUGGCGGGCAAGCAAAUGGUCCUGAGUAUGCUGGGCAAGCAUACUGGUACGGGCAAGCCAGCGGGCCUGAGUUUCGGGAAUCAAGUGGGUAUGAAUUUGAAGGGCAUGCAGACAUGCCUGAGCUUUCUGAGCCAGCCUACCCGUCUCACGGCCACAAUAUCAUGAGUGAAGCACAAGGACAUGUUGACAGAACUGAUUGGCAGUCAAUGCCAAACUGGCAACAAUUGAUACCCAUAAUGCAAUCAUUACCUGCUGCCCCUCCAAUACCCCCACCAUGGUAUCAGAUGCCUGCGUCUCAGCCACCCUAUCACGCACCUCAGUCAAUCAACUACUAUCCUAUGGAAGAGUAUCUACAGCCAUACUACGGAUAUGAACCUCAAUUUUCACUGUAUCAAAUGGCUCAAGAAUGGCAAAGAAGCUUAUCAGACGCUGGUUACUUGGAAAUAUUUUACUUCUUGCUCUUUACUAUUUUCUAUGUAGCUUUUAAGGGAUAGUUUGACAUGUGUAAAAUUUCAUACAUCAAGACACAUUUCAUAAGGGUCUUCCUUUUUGCACAC
This is a messenger RNA of Puccinia graminis f. sp. tritici CRL 75-36-700-3, 1155 nucleotides long. RefSeq lists its product as uncharacterized. The coding region runs from base 43 to 1092 and encodes 349 amino acids. Gene Ontology annotation, biological process: protein ubiquitination. NCBI's taxonomy places the organism in Eukaryota, Fungi, Basidiomycota, Pucciniomycetes, Pucciniales, Pucciniaceae. The transcript has 3 exons. Gene Ontology annotation, molecular function: ubiquitin protein ligase activity. The record is from RefSeq and is a predicted model, not a curated record.